AUGGCAGAAGUCAGUAGCUCGUAUUUUAGUCUCCCAUCAGAACUCUUAUUGCCAAAGCCAAAGCGCUACCACAUGCAUACAAAAGCACCCAGCGCCUGUACUACCGCUUCAAAAUCAGAUGCGAGCUUGAAAAACCAGCUUUUAGAAGAAAUAAGCCAAAUAAUUUAUGGAAAAAGAUCACAAAAUAAAUUAGAUACUUCAAGUACACAGUGAAAGCCCAAAAUAUUAGUAACACCAAGAUCAUCAAACCCUAUAAUAGAAGACGAGCUUUUCAAAGAAUUUGAUAAAGAAAUGUCUCCCUAA
This is a messenger RNA of Blepharisma stoltei, 303 nucleotides long. Lineage: Eukaryota; Ciliophora; Heterotrichea; Heterotrichida; Blepharismidae. The record is from the annotation of a GenBank genome assembly.